Messenger RNA from Coregonus clupeaformis (lake whitefish), 1541 nucleotides. Its product is annotated as oocyte zinc finger protein XlCOF22-like. NCBI's taxonomy places the organism in Eukaryota, Metazoa, Chordata, Actinopteri, Salmoniformes, Salmonidae. Gene Ontology annotation, cellular component: nucleus. Gene Ontology annotation, molecular function: RNA polymerase II cis-regulatory region sequence-specific DNA binding; DNA-binding transcription factor activity, RNA polymerase II-specific. Gene Ontology annotation, biological process: regulation of transcription by RNA polymerase II; central nervous system development. The transcript is spliced from 3 exons. The coding region runs from base 1 to 1488 and encodes 495 amino acids. The record is from RefSeq and is a predicted model, not a curated record.
AUGGGCGAACGCCGUUCGGAAGGGAGGGGCGAUGGCCUCCGUCGCCCCCGGCCGAUCCAAAGGGAGUCGGGUUCAGAUCCCCGAAUCCGGAGUGGCGGAGACGGGCGCCGCGAGGCGUCCAGUGCGGUAACGCGACAGAUCCCGGAGAAGCUGGCUGGCAGGAGCCCCGGGGAGAGUUCUCUUCUCUUUGUGAAGGGCAGGGCGCCCAGGAAUGGGUUCGCCCCGAGAGAGGGGCCCAAGCCCUGGAAAAGCGUUGCGGUUCCGGCGGCGUCCGGUGAGCUCUCGCUGGCCCUUGAAAAUCAGGGGGAGAGGGUACGCCUGAGAAAGGCAGCGACCAAAAACGAGGGUCCCGAGGAAGCCCCUGCGGCGGACAACGAUAUCAGGGGGCUGUCCAACCCAGGCGAACCACAGAUGUUGUUCGGGAAAGACCAGUCCAAACUGGCGGCCCUAAUCUUAGACGGCGAAGUGAACGGUCCGUGUGCCAUCCCCAUGCCAGAACUCACUCUGGCCUUCGCCAACAGGUGGCGGGCCACGAAGCCGUUCAAUGUGCUGGGCCAAUUCCGCGCCGAAGGAGGGGCCAACAAUGCUCAAAUAAGCAACUUUACAAAAUCAUAUACAUUACAAUCACACCAGAGAAUUCACACUGGAGAGAAAUCUUAUGGGUGUGAUCAAUGUGGGAAGAGUUUUACUCAGCCAAGCAGCCUGAAAUCACACCAGAGAAUACACACAGGAGAGAAACCUUAUAGCUGUACUCAAUGUGGGAAGAGUUUUACUCAUUCAAGCAGCCUGACUAUACACCAGAGAACACACACAGGAGAGAAACCUUAUAGCUGUGAUCAAUGUGGGAAGAGUUUUACUCAGUCAAGCAGCCUGACUAUACACCAGAGAACGCACACAGGAGAGAAACCUUACCACUGCUCUGACUGUGGAAAGAGUUUUGGUAGUUCAAGACAUUUAAAAUCACACCGGAAAACACACACAGGCGAGAAACCUUAUAGCUGUAAUCAAUGUGACAAGAGUUUUACUCAGUCAAGCAACCUGAUAGUACAUCAGAGAACACACACAGGAGAGAAACCUUAUAGCUGUGAUCAAUGUGGGAAGAGUUUUACUACAUCUAGUAGUCUGACUAUACACCAGAGAACACACACAGGAGUGAAACCUUAUAGCUGUAAUCAAUGUGACAAGAGUUUUACUCAUUCAAAGAGCCUGACUAUACACCAGAGAACACACACAGGAGUGAAACCUUAUAGCUGUGAUCAAUGUGGGAAGAGUUUUACUACAUCUAGCAGUCUGACUAUACACCAGAGAACACACACAGGAGAGAAACUUUACCACUGCUCUGACUGUGGAAAGAGUUUUGGUAGUUCAAUACAUUUAAAAUCACACCGGAAAACACACACAGGCGAGAAACCUUAUAGCUGUGAACAAUGUGACAAGAGAUAUACUGAUAAAAGAUAUCUGAUCAAACAUCAGAAAAUACAUACAUGAAGGAGUUGUUUCAUGAUAUCAAUGAAAUAAUGUCACAAUGUAGAAUGUUUUAA